Molecule: messenger RNA, 855 nt
Organism: Helobdella robusta
Lineage: Eukaryota; Metazoa; Annelida; Clitellata; Rhynchobdellida; Glossiphoniidae
Exons: 6
Coding region: 1-855 (284 amino acids)
Biological process (GO): tRNA splicing, via endonucleolytic cleavage and ligation; tRNA-type intron splice site recognition and cleavage
Cellular component (GO): tRNA-intron endonuclease complex
Molecular function (GO): tRNA-intron lyase activity; nucleic acid binding
Source: RefSeq, a predicted model, not a curated record
AUGAUCAAAGUUUUUUUUUCAAAUGAAAAUUAUUUCAUAUGGACUGCUGAAGAUGCUUGCAAGGUUAGAAAGGUUUUCAGAAUAGUGGGGAACAUGGUUGGUUGCCUACCAAGUUCUCCAUUGCAGAAUGCUCAGAUGGGCCUGCCUCUUCUUCUUAUGCAGUGUGAAGCAAGGCUGCUUGUUGAAAAAGGAUUUGCUUGUAUAGUUGAUGAAUUCUCAAUAAAAAAGUCCAAAAAUCAUAUUCAAUUGAUCGCCCAGAAAAGGAAGCAAGUUUUUGAUGAACAAGUAGCCUUGUGUAAGAAGGAAAAACAUCACCAAAUGGAAAUUAACAUGCAGAAAAUAAUUGAUGGUAAGAGAAAAAAAAUUUUUAAUCAAAAUGAUGAAAUCAGUGCUGCAGAUCUGUCAAAGCAAAUUGAAGAGGAAUUGUUAGUGGAGAGAAAGAGAAUUGACUGCUUAAAAUUAUCACAAUCUUCUGCACUUGUUCAGACACACACAAGUCGAUAUCCAAGUGAAAAAAUUAAAGACAAUAAAGCUCAAUAUGCUUGGAAGAGUAGUAUCGAUUUUCAUUUGGACAAGAAAUAUUAUGUUUUUAAAUAUUUUUGGGAGCAAAAUUAUUUUAUCACAAGUGGUUUGAAAUUUGGUGGUGACUUUUUAGUUUAUCCAGGAGACCCAUCAAGGUACCACAGUUUUUACAUUGUGUUGUGUGUACAGCAUGAUGAAGCCAUAAAUCUUCUCCAGUUGAUAAGGAUGGGCAGGCAGGCCACAACAGUCAAGAAGACAUUUGUCUUGGCUUCUGUUGAUUUCAAUAAUACUUAUAAUGUAAAUUGUGUUUCUAUACAAUGGCCAAAAGCAUAA